UUUCUUCUGUGUGUAUCCUGAGUCACAAUGUUUUACAGCACAAAAAAGUGGAAUGCACUGUUUCAUCUAAAACGGAAGUCAGCUUCUUUGUUUCCCAUUAAACGCUAAACUAAAUGAAAAGCACAUGACUAUGCUUAAGUCUUUAUUGCAUGAAACUGCAGUUGUUCCAGUAAAAACUUUCAACGAUAAGAGCAACUAGAUUAACAUAUUAAGCUGGAUCUAUUCCAAUAUAUUAGCUGAGCAAGGCUGAUUUAUUAUUUAACAUUAUUUUGCAUGUAAGACUGCAUGGUGACGCAGUCUUCCUUACCCCAGAGAAAGUACUUUUACAGGCGGCCAAUUUUUGCAGUAGCAUCAUUUUAGUCUGUUGAAAAUAUUCUUUAACUUUUCUCUGACCAUUUGGAGCUAAUUUACAGAGCAUUAUAUUGAAGACAAUCAUAAAAGGGAUCGCCAUCAGCAAGAACGUUCUUCCAGCUCAAUACAAGCCUGAACUUCUGAAAUGAAGACUUUGCAGAAGCUUGGUCUGUUUUUCUAUUUUUUUAUGCCCUUGGUGAAGUUAGCACCACCUAAUCAACAACACACAACCCCGUUUUAUGACCAUGGUUUGGCCCCUCUUGAAGAUCCAAUAUUCAAGCAAGGUAACGAAGACAUAUUAUUUGAGGAAGAUUAUGAAGACAAACCACAGGAUGCUGUGUACAAGGGAAAGAAUGGUAUGAUCGUUUUCCAUGAAAAUGAAAUACAAAUGCAGGGAGAUGAAGAGGCAACUGGAGAGGGAUCAACGAAUUAUACAGACUUAGCUACUUGCCUGCUAUGUGCUUGUUUAAGCGGUUCAGUUUACUGUGAAGAAACAGAUAUCGAAAGUGUCCCUCCUCUACCAAAGGAAACAGGCUAUCUUUAUGCACGUUUCAACAAAAUCAAGAAGGUGAAAGUCUCUGAUUUUGCUGACAUUCCCACCCUACGAAGAAUUGAUUUCACUGGAAAUAGGAUUCAAGAAAUUGAAGAUGGAGCCUUUGCAAAACUCCUAUUAUUAGAAGAACUUUCCCUUGCUGAUAACGCAAUUGUCAAACUUCCAGUUCUGCCACCCAAGCUAACUACAAUGAAUGCGAACAACAACAAAAUCAAGAGCAGAGGAAUUAAAGCAAAUGCUUUCAGGAAGCUGACCAAUUUGGCUUAUCUCUACCUCGCACAUAAUGCACUGGAGACUGUUCCUCUUAACUUGCCCGAGAGCCUGCGUAUUCUGCACCUUCAGUACAACAACAUAACCAGCAUCACUGAUGAAACAUUCUGCAAAGGAAACAAUCAGACCCGUUAUGUUCGACAGCGCAUGGAUGAAAUAAGAAUGGAAGGCAACCCAGUCAUUUUGGGAAAGUACCCAAAUGCUUACAUGUGCUUGAAAACAUUGCCUAUAGGUACAUAUUUUUAAUUGCAAAAAAAAGGUGAAAAACAGGUAAAGAUUACCAUUAUAUCACUGUUUAAAUAUGUCUUUCUAUGUUAAUAUCUUUCCAGUAUAUCCAAAAUGUUUAGCAAUUUAAUGUAUAUAGUUAUGCCUUAACUUGAUGAAACUACAACUUGUAUUUUAAUAAGCCCAAGCCUUUUUUAUUUCCAAAACAGAGACUCAAACACUCUUGAUUCAAAAGGACACACUCCAUUUUUCAAACGACUGAAGGCAACUUAAAAGAAAAACAUUCACACUGAAAAUUUAAAACUUUAUGAAACAAUAGUUUGGCGUGUUUGAAAGAAAAAUACUGGUUUGAGUACAUAUGUGGCAAAAGAAUAGUAUAGGGUACGUGAAGUAAACCAUAUUUUUUGGUUGUGGCCAGAAGAUCUUGACGUUUUCAAGGGGCUUACUUUUAUAGUACUGUACUUGCUGUCUAUUCUGUUCCCAACUGGCAAAAACUGUGAUCUCUGCACACAAAUCUAACUCAACAUCAUUAUGAAAGUAUGUGCAAUCAAAAAUAAACACAACCAAACUAUCUAAACCUGAUUUGGCACUGUAAGUACUGGAAUAAACUACCCAGGAAAUAUAGAAAACACAAAAUAUUCUGUUUCAAAUUGACUGUUUUCUAAUACAUUAUACACUGAAGUAAUUGAAAUAAUUGGAGGGAUUUAUGACAGUAAGAUCAGAGAAAGAAACUAUUAGUUCUAGCAGAAAUGUUUUAGCUUGAACAUUACAGAUUAAAAAGAGUCCAGAAGUUGUUAAGCUGCUUAGGAAAGUUAUGGAACAUUUAUUAGAGGUUUUCCUAAGGUGGAGAAAUUGUAAGUACUUUGGAUGGUUUUAGUUUAGGAUAAACUGUUCUGAACAGGAAACUCCCCACUUAUUCCACUGAGUUUCUUAGAAAAUUUUAACAUGCUAAAAUAACCAGAAACAGCUAGAUAGUAAUGUAUAAUGUUAACUAGUUGUGCAUUCUUCUUACAUAAUAUUUGGAAAGUUAAAUGUUAAAAUGAAGCCUCAAUUAAUACAACUACUUAGGAAAAGUGGGGACCUAAAACAUCAGUAUGUGAAAUAGAAGCUUCCUUGCAGGCAUCUUCUUCCUCAUUAAAUUCUAAUUUGCACUCACUCUCUUAGCAUAUAUUUGGUUAAGAUACAUAUAUUCUUUUUGAUUUAAUUAUUCACUGGUACUGAAAACAAUUGUAAAGCUAAUAAGCUCUACUGUAACUAUGUUAUCUUAACAAUAUAAUGUAUCAGAUCUCAGUUACAUGAUGAAUUUAUGAUGUGAAUCCUUUAGAGAGUUGUUUCAUUUUAGUCUGCACUUGCUCCUUAUUGUCUACAAUACAUGUCUAAUAAAACCAAUCACUAGAAAGAAAAAGAAGUCAAGCCA
Molecule: messenger RNA, 2816 nt
Organism: Pogona vitticeps (central bearded dragon)
Lineage: Eukaryota; Metazoa; Chordata; Lepidosauria; Squamata; Agamidae
Gene: OGN
Product: osteoglycin
Biological process (GO): articular cartilage development; bone development
Cellular component (GO): extracellular matrix
Molecular function (GO): protein binding
Source: RefSeq, a predicted model, not a curated record